AUGUCGGCAAAACCAUUGGCUCGCGAGCGCAAGCCUUCUAUCGGCGCCCAUGUCGCAGACUUGCGGCCCGUGGGACCGGGCUUCAGUCGGCCCAAGCAUAAAAGAACGUUUACUGGGUUGGGACCGUCUGAGAUCAAGGCUGUUGAAGCGAGUAUCCCGGAGUCGCUUAGGGAGACAUGGAGAAAACACUCGGCGCAGGGUUUCGUGGACAAAGAUGGAUUUGAGCGAGAAUUCGUCCAGCAUAUUGAAACCACCCUUGCGCGCUCUUUAUACAAUUGUGAUGAACUAGCGGCGUACUCUGGCACUGCGCUGGCGUUUCGAGACAAACUGAUCAUCGAGUGGAACAAAACUCAGCAGCGUCAGACUUUUGUCGACCAGAAGCGCGUGUACUAUUUGUCUCUGGAGUUCCUGAUGGGCAGAGCGCUCGACAAUGCCAUGUUGAAUAUCGACAAGAAGGAAGCUGCCAGAGAUGGCCUGGGAGAGCUUGGUUUCCGCAUUGAAGAUAUCAUCAACCAGGAGCACGAUGCCGCCCUGGGAAAUGGAGGCCUAGGACGUCUGGCUGCCUGUUUACUCGACAGUAUGGCUACUCUGAAUUAUCCAGCCUGGGGCUAUGGUCUUCGCUACCGGUAUGGUAUAUUCAAGCAAGAGAUCAUCGACGGGUAUCAGGUCGAAGUCCCCGACUACUGGCUCGACUUUAAUCCAUGGGAGUUCCCACGACAUGAUGUCACCGUCGAUAUUCAAUUCUAUGGCCAGUCUAUCAGACAUCAGGAUGAAAAUGGUAAAGUCAAGUACGACUGGGUCGGUGGAGAGAUAGUACAAGCAGUAGCAUAUGAUGUCCCAAUCCCCGGCUAUGGGACCAAGACGACAAAUAACCUGCGUCUGUGGUCCAGCAAGGCGAGCAGUGGCGAAUUCGAUUUCCAAAAGUUCAAUGCAGGCGAGUACGAAAGCGCCGUAUCUGAUCAACAACGGGCAGAGGCCAUCUCUGCCGUGCUGUACCCAAACGACAAUUUGGACCGCGGUAAAGAGCUCCGCCUGAAGCAGCAGUACUUUUGGUGUGCUGCUUCUCUUUGGGACAUUGUACGGCGGUUCAAAAAGACUAAGCGCGCUUGGUCCGAGUUCCCUGAACAAGUCGCAAUUCAAUUGAACGACACCCACCCCACUCUUGCAAUCGUCGAGCUACAGCGCAUUCUAGUUGACCAGGAGGGUCUAGAAUGGGACGAGGCCUGGAGGAUUGUCGUUGGCACCUUUGGUUAUACCAACCAUACUGUUUUACCGGAAGCUCUGGAGAAGUGGUCUGUCCCUCUGAUGCAGAAUCUGUUACCGCGGCACAUACAGAUCAUUUAUGACAUCAAUCUGUUUUUCCUACAGUAUGUUGAAAAGAAGUUCCCUCGCGACAGGGACUUACUAAGCCAGGUCUCUGUUAUUGAGGAAUCACAACCCAAGAUGGUCCGUAUGGCGUAUCUGGCAAUUAUUGGCUCUCACAAAGUCAACGGAGUGGCAGAGUUGCACUCUGACCUGAUCCAAACCACCAUUUUCAAGAACUUUGUCAAGAUCUACGGCCCUGACAAGUUUACCAACGUGACAAACGGAAUCACGCCUCGACGCUGGCUCCACCAAGCUAACCCCAGACUCUCUGAUCUGAUCGCUUCAAAACUAGGUGGCUAUGAUUUCCUCAAGGAUUUGACACUACUGAGUGGAAUCGAGCGUUACGUGGACGAUGCAGAUUUCUGCAAGGAAUGGUCAGAGAUCAAGACUGCAAAUAAGGUCCGUCUCGCCAGGCACAUCAAGGAAACCACGGGAUACACAGUUCCCCCAACAGCUCUCUUUGAUAUUCAAGUUAAGCGAAUUCACGAAUACAAAAGACAGCAGCUAAAUAUUUUCGGUGUUAUUCACCGCUACCUGAAAAUCAAAUCUAUGACACCAGAAGAACGAAAAAAAUUGGUUCCUCGGGUGUUAAUUUUUGGAGGCAAAGCCGCACCGGGGUACUGGAUGGCAAAGACAAUCAUCCAUCUGAUCAACAGUGUAGGAAAGGUGGUGAACAAUGACAGCGACAUUGGCGACCUUCUCAAAGUUAUCUUCAUCGAAGACUACAACGUGAGCAAAGCCGAAAUCAUCAUUCCUGCUUCGGAUAUCAGCGAGCACAUCUCGACUGCUGGCACGGAGGCCAGUGGUACAAGUAAUAUGAAGUUCGUACUGAACGGGGGGUUGAUUAUCGGAACCCUUGAUGGUGCCAAUAUCGAAAUCACACGAGAAAUCACCGAAUCCAACGUCUUCCUUUUUGGUAAUUUGGCCGAAGACGUCGAAGAACUCCGCCAAAGCCACCGAUACGCAGGUUUUACCCUGGACGACAACCUCGCCAAAGUCUUUGACGCUAUCCAAUCCAACACCUUUGGCGAUGCCGGAUCCUUUGAGCACCUGAUUGCCUCGAUCGCAGACCAUGGCGAUUAUUAUUUGGUGUCUGACGAUUUUGAUUCGUAUAUCAAGACACAGGAGAUAGUUGACAGAGAUUUUAAGAAGCGGGACGAAUGGAUUGCAAAGUCCAUUACUAGUGUUGCGCGCAUGGGCUUUUUUUCGACGGAUCGCGUGAUCGAUGAGUAUGCGGAGAGUAUUUGGAAUGUUGAGCCGUUGGUUGUUGAGUAG
This is a messenger RNA of Talaromyces rugulosus, 2640 nucleotides long. RefSeq lists its product as uncharacterized. The transcript is spliced from 8 exons. The record is from RefSeq and is a predicted model, not a curated record. Gene Ontology annotation, cellular component: cytoplasm. Gene Ontology annotation, molecular function: glycogen phosphorylase activity; pyridoxal phosphate binding. NCBI's taxonomy places the organism in Eukaryota, Fungi, Ascomycota, Eurotiomycetes, Eurotiales, Trichocomaceae. Gene Ontology annotation, biological process: glycogen catabolic process. Bases 1 to 2640 code for a protein of 879 amino acids.